GCUCUCCCAUUUUAAUAUCCCAUAUGACGUGGAAGAGCUAAGGGAUGCUACUAAGGAAAUGGAACUCUUUAACCUGGUUUCCCAAAAAUUUCAAAGCAUCUUUAUGGAGCAACAGAGAAUGCAAACAUUUCCAGACUAUGAUGCGAAGAUAGCUACUAUGGAGAAUUUGGGUUUGGCAGGACCUGGUAUGGCCUUGAAAAAGAAAGCUAACUGGAUUUCCUUUAUAAAGAUUAAGCCAAAAUGUGAUCCUUGGCAAAAGAAGAUGUUGACCAAACUAAAAGAACGGAAAAGAAUUGAUGCAUUAAUGCAACUCCAAGCAAAGUUUUUGAAGAUUUCCAGCCCUGAGCGAGUGAUGCAAGUGCUCCAAGACCACGCGGCGAAGACAGUCAUGCUGGCUCCAUCUCAUCCAGCUUUCGUGGCUUCCCAGAGUUCGCAUCAGUGCAACUAUGACAGUAUCUGGGAGGACAUUUAUAGCAACACCAACCUGUACCAGAAUGAAAAUAUGAAGGAAGAUGACCUUGCGAUGGAACAAAAUGCAAAUGACCCAGCACAAAUAAGUCUCUGCCAACAUGCUGAUAAGCCUGUCAAGCAGAAAAAAGAGAAAGGAUACAGCUAUGCAAUGGCCCUACAACUGCUCGGCUUGGACGAUGGGACUGGGCCCAGCGAUAGGGAUCCUGUCCUGACGAGGGGGACCUACUUGUCCUUUCUAUAUCUGCGCCACCUGCGAAUCAGGGAGCUGCAGCGCGUCUGUUUAGGAAUUCUGAACUAUUUCAGAUCUGUUGAACGAACACUGACAAUCAACACUUCAGGCCUUACCAUGGUUGCAGGGAGUCUGGUCCCCACCAUAGAGGACAGUUCCCGGGUAAACAUGGCAAAAGGAGGCUUGGGCAUCUUGCAAGGCCUGGGAGCUCACCGCUAUGUCCACGGGACAUCUGCUGAGCACAAGGCCCACAGCAUCCAGUUCAUGGAGUUCUCAGAAGUGGAGAACCAGGAUGACUACUACAGCAUAGACGCGGGUUACGUCUACACCCAGGACCAGCGAGGAGUGCAUGUCAUGUAUGAUGAAGCCUUGAGUGAUCUGAAGGAGCUGGAGGCAGAAAUGCUGCUUGUAGCCAGCCAUUACAUUGAGAAAGAGAAAGGUCACAAAGAGGGCAGCAAGUCAAAUACUGGCCAGGACUGGGGAUGGGCCCAUGCAAGCGUGGACAGAUUUGCUGUGCUGUAUGACAUAUGGACCUGGGAAGCAGUUCUUCUAGAAAAUAAGCGCCAGCUUCUUGACAGUUACUUUGAGGCCUACCAGCACGUGUUGGACCCCGAGGAGAGGUUUGCCUUAGCACAAGUGAUCACUGACAUCAUGCACAGGUGCCCAAGGUUUGAUUUCAGCCACCCUUAUUUCAUUAAGGCCUACAAAGAUGAAUGCACCUGCCUGAGGCUUCACUUACAGCUGGUGAGGGGCAUCCUCAAUCAGCACAUAGAGCGCCAGCGGGAGUAUGUCCAGAGGCUUUGGCAAAGAGGCCAUCCAGAUGAUAGCAGUAACUUUGGACUUCCCCUUAACAUAAUUUGCAAACAACUUAUUUCCAUCAACAAUAGCUGCCCGUCUUUGAAAAACAUGUAUCUGCUGGAGUUCCACCCUUCCCUGGGCCUGGCAUCGCUCAUCCCCCGAUCUCUUGAUCACCUUCUCCAGGAGGCCCGUCACACCUGCAGACCCACAUCAGCCAGCAGCCUCACCUUGCUGGAGAGACGCGUGCUGCAGCUGGCCCUGGAUAUGUGGCUCACACCGGCCCAGCCUGAGUCCUGGUACAGCACACGUCUCCACAAAGAUCUGUUUUCAGCUAAAGUAAUGGGAGAUCCCUUUCUCAUGGAGGAGAUAGGUCUGCUUGCACUCAAGUCCGCAGCAGACGAAGGACAGAACCAAAGCCAAGAUUCUCACAUGCUGCUCCUGGAGACAUUUUCCAAACUUCUGGAACUCGUGACCCUCCGCCACCGGCUGAUAGAAAUGAGUCUGGAGAGUGUACACUUAGCUCGUCUCUAUAAGGAACUGGCAUGGGAGAUGGGUUUUGAAGAGUACCAUUUGUAUCUGAGGCCUGUUCAUUUUGAAUUUGCAUCACACAAGGACAAAGUGGACCAUCCACCUCCUGUUUUUAUCACCUCUCUGCUGGAGGACAGUGAUCGAGUGGACAGAUAUUCUCCUACUACUCUUGUGUUAGCCAUCUCUGAGGUGGAUGAUAACCAGGUUGGCAAGUUUAGCUUUUAUACGAAGGAAUCCAUCCUUAAGCUCUUAUUCCAUUCAGGAGUGGAAAACAUGCAAGUGACCCUUGCAUGCCAAGCUGCUCAGAAAAAUGCUUUGAUGGUGGCUGUCCAACAGGCAUCCUUCUAUCACACGUCCCGAUGGGGCUGUUCUGCUGAUGUGAAGGAAACAAGUUCAGAUCUGAGAAAUCAUGGUGGAAUGGGUCCAGCCAGAAAAAGAAAUUCCGGAAUUGUGAAUGGCAUAGAAAACUUGGGGUUAGCCCCAACUCCUAAAGUUCCAGACACCCUCACUCAUCCUUCAGAAAGAUUCCAGGCUACCAAAAGGGCGCCAGAGGCUUUUGUGUCUAUUCAACUAGAAAAGGUGGGGCUGCGGGACAUGAUGCUGAACGCCUUCCUCCUCAGGAAACAAACGUUGGCUGACAGAAUGAAGAACCAUGAUGAAAUUGGUAAAGUCAAGAGAGACGUUAUAGUUGAAUAUUGUCAGAAACUGAACUGCCGUAUGUCUCACUAUGCUCUUCGGGGUCAGAUCAUGGCAUACUGCAAUAGCCUGAGAGCCCUGCUGGAAGAUUUCCCUGCUAUCAGGGACACCUUUUUCAUUGUGGGGCAACCACGAGAAAAGAAAGGGUUGAGAGACUCCAAGGAGGGCCUCAAGGCUGACCCCAGGAGUUUUCAGCCCCGGCCACGAUGUUUGCUGUCUGCUGACGGGAAAGUCUUCCUCAAUUUAUGGUUCAUACCCCAUCCUUCUGAAGUGCUGGUUAUGUUCAAAACUCUGCCAGAAAAGGCAGCUUUUCAAGCCUUAAAGCUAACUCUACAGCUGAUAGCCCCUCUCCAUGACAUUGUGGCCUACCUUUUCAGUUUUGCUAAACUUGGAAAUUGCUCAACAUGUUUUAAAUUUCCUCUAAGUGCUAACCCUUUGAAAGGUGACUGGGGAGGAACUGAGGGCAUUGGGUCUGAGCUUCAAGAACUGCAGAAAAUGAUUGACAGCCUCCAGAGCCCCCAGGACCCUGCCCACGUGUCCCAGGCACUCCUCCUUCGAAGGGAGGUUAUAUUUUUGCAGUUUGAUGCUGCGGUGCGGCACCUCAUCCGAAGAACAUUUUUGGCAACUGGAAAUGCUUCUGCCUACCAGUCUGUUACAGAUGGCAUGUACCAUGGAUUGCCACCACUGAGCAACUCUCUCGUGAAGAGCAUUUUUGCUUCACAGCUCAGCGUGCCUCAGCCACUAGAUCCACAGAGCCUCCAGGCAUCUGUGCUAUUCCCUUGGAGAGCAUUUCUAGAAGAUGGAGGACUGUUUCCAGUUAUGGGUAGCAGCCCAGAUACCCUAGAGUAUAAUAUGCAGCUAUGCCUCUGUAGGCUGAGUGACCAUGAUCUGAAGGUGGCUCAUGGAGAGCUGGUGGGCAUGCAGCUGCUUUUGGAAGAUGUGCUUCUGAGCAACUAUCAUAUGAUCAUGGAGGAUCAUGAAGGAUCCCCCCAGCAAGACACACUGGACAAAAACACACAGGUACUCUUGCCAGAUUUGUCCAGAGUGCCAGGAUUCAGAAGUCAGUUCCAAAGCAGCCCCAAGGUCUCCGAGCUGCUGAGGGGCCCAUGCAAUACGAUGAUGUCUCUUGCUUUCCUGAGAUCAUUUCUGGUGCUGUGGAAGCAGCUGGAAGUGCUGAAGGACCACUGGGGCCAGCUCAAACUGCAAGGCCAGGACGGCAGUUCUGUCUCCCUCCACAACCAGUUCUCAGAACUCUACGGAACUGACAUCCUCUACCCCAGCAUGAAAGCUAUAGCUAGGCGGAUGGGGAAAGAAGAUGAAUUUGAAGAUCUCAUAAUAAGUAGUCAGUCUAUUCUUCCCCCUGAAGGAGCUUCAGAAAUUGAAAUAAAAAUUCAACAGCUUCAGAAGCUUCUGGAAAAUCUUGAAAUUCAUAUGAUCCAGGAAGUAUUAAGAAAAGUUAAGAGAGAAAGAGCACUGGUUGUAUCAGAAAAGUCCAAGGACCAGGGUACUCUCCCUACAGACCUUUGGAAGCACCAUGUCAUGAAAGAAAACUUUUCAGUUAUCAGACCACAAAUAGUUGAAAAAUUUGUACAGAGAUUAAUGGAAAAUUACCAGGAUGGUGGACUAGAGGUCACUUUCAGGAAAGAGCACCUUGAGGCCUGCCUCCUUUCCCUGGGUUGUGAUGUGAUGGCAAGAGAACGCAGCAACUUCGAGAGCUACUCCAUGUAUUAUGAGCAUGUGUUGGAGCAUGCUAGGCAGAAGCUCUGCCAGAAAGAACAAGAAUUAGAUCUUAUACGAAGAGGUUCGGGUCCUCCUGAAGACAACGCUGGUCAGGUUGCAGAGCUCAGUCAUAAUAUGAUCAUGGAAAUCACUGCUCUGAGAGCUCGACUCACAGAUUUGGAAGAAGAAAAUCUGAAUCUCAAAGAGAAGAUUAGAAAAGAAGUCCAAGAAGAAUAUGAAGCAUUAGUUCAGGCUCUGUUUGUGACAUGUUUAGACAUAAAAGAAAAACUGGAUGAGCAUCAGAUGAAUUUGAUCCAGAAAGUAUGUGAGCUCAUUGGCGAAGUAAGAACAGAAGGAAUUGACAAUAUGAAGGCCCUAAAGAAAAAAUGGGGCUCUGCCAGACCUGAUGAAGGAAUGAAAGAAAACCCAGCCAAACAGGAGCAGCUGCGCGCCUUGGAGCAAGACAACUGCCGCCUGUCUGCCCUGCUGUGCAAAGUGAGGAGCCUGGGCCACUGGAGGUUGGCUGUGCAGAGGGCUCGCUUCCAGGGCCAGCUGAACAGGGCAGAGAAGGAAGCCAUGCAAAGUAAAAAAGAGUGUUUGAGCAUCAAGCUGAUGGCAGAACGAGAAGCGGUUUUAUUUCAUCAGCAGUUAGGGGUGCUACGGCAGGCCCUGGCCGGGGCUCAGGCCACCAACACCAGAAUGCGCAAGCAGCAGGAUAACCAGGCUCGAUUGCUGAGAGAGCUGCAACACAGAGUGACCGAGGAAGCUCGCCACAGGGAGCAGCUGGAUCUAAUGAAGGCCUCCGGCAUGGAGAAGCUCUUGGAAGAUGUGCGGCAAAAGGACCAGCACCUGCAGCUCCUUACUGAAGAGGCAGAGAGGGCUUCGAAACUGGGCCAGCUUCAGCAGAAAAGAACUCAGACAGAACUCCGACAGCUGAGAAGCCGGCUUGUCCAGGAACGCAGUGUGAAGCUGGAUGCUUUCCAGCGCAUAGAAGAGCUACAAAGUCAGCUUAAUGACGCUGAGCGAUUGUCUGUCCAGAUGAGCUCACCAGGCGGACUUAUAUCUCGGGCUCAGUACUCCCUGAGUUCUGCUUCCACAUCAUUCAGAUACUCCCAGCAACGCCUUUUAAAGACUAAUCUUAUGAGCAGUAAAAUAACAAGAAGGAUUCAAAGGCCAGAAACUGUACCUAUUAAACACAAAAAAAGGAUUGACAACGUCUUUCUACCCAAUGUGGUAGAAAAUGUUCACCUUUCAGCUUUUCAAGUUCACAUGGCUCCAUCCAUAAUCCCAGAAGGACCCAACUGAUUCUGGGGUGCUUCUCUAGGCAGGCUCCUGCCGCGGGUGUGGCUUCUGCAGCAUGAGGUUUCCGUAGUGGAUGCGGCUUCGUGGUGGAUGCCAUUGGCAAGAGGCCCUCUGUGAAGGGCUUUCUCCUCCUGCCCCUCCUUUUGUGAGGGCUGCUUCACAGCCUCAGUGAACUUCUCUGCCAUCCAGUGAGCCGUGGUCACACCCUGUCCAAGGAGGUCACACCCUCUCCAAUGGAUGUCAGCCCUGAAGGGUAAUGGCUGCUCACUAUAUCUGCUCUCCCUAUAUUCUUCAGAACUCUCUUUAUUACUGAUCAGCCAUUCCUCCCAUUACUUCAAUCUCUUGUUAUAGUUAAUAAGUCUUUAUAUUAAACUUUCUCCAGUUUGA
This is a messenger RNA of Lynx canadensis (Canada lynx), 6130 nucleotides long. RefSeq lists its product as uncharacterized. The record is from RefSeq and is a predicted model, not a curated record. The transcript has 41 exons. Lineage: Eukaryota; Metazoa; Chordata; Mammalia; Carnivora; Felidae. Bases 59 to 5746 code for a protein of 1895 amino acids.